Molecule: messenger RNA, 2879 nt
Organism: Conger conger (European conger)
Lineage: Eukaryota; Metazoa; Chordata; Actinopteri; Anguilliformes; Congridae
Product: alcohol dehydrogenase class-3-like
Exons: 9
Coding region: 14-1156 (380 amino acids)
Biological process (GO): formaldehyde catabolic process
Cellular component (GO): cytosol
Molecular function (GO): zinc ion binding; S-(hydroxymethyl)glutathione dehydrogenase [NAD(P)+] activity
Source: RefSeq, a predicted model, not a curated record
ACAGAGAGACGACAUGGGGACUGAAGGCAAGGUUAUUAAGUGUAAGGCGGCGGUGGCUUGGGAGCCACGGAAGCCUCUUUCACUCGAAGAGGUGGAAGUGGCCCCUCCCAAAGCCCAUGAGGUCCGCAUUAAGAUCGAAGCCACUUCGGUGUGCCACAGUGACCUACAGGUCCUGAGAGAAACACCACUCCCACAAGGUGGAAUGCACACCUUCCCGAUCCUCCUGGGACAUGAGGCAGCUGGCAUAGUGGAAAGCAUUGGCCCCGGGGUCACCAAAUUCUCCAAAGGAGACACGGUCAUCCCUCUUUUCGCGGCUCAGUGUGGGGAGUGUGAAUACUGCCUGUCUCCAAAAACGAACAUGUGCAAGACACACUGGGAGGAAUUCCUGAAGGGGGUACUUUUGGACGGGACCAGCCGGAUCACCUGUCAAGGGAAGCAGAUUACGCAGCUUUUUGCCUUGGGUACUUUCUCAGAGUACACUGUUGUCGCAGAAAUCUCACUGACCAAAAUCCGGAAGGACGCCCCCCUGGACAAAGUCUGCCUGUUGGGGUGUGGGAUCUCCACGGGAUACGGGGCCGCCAUCAACUCUGCCAAGGUGGAGCCUGGGUCCACGUGCGCGGUGUUCGGUUUGGGGGCCAUUGGUUUGGCGGCAGUGAUGGGGUGUAAAGCAGCCGGGGCAUCCAGGAUCUUUGCUGUGGACAUCAACAAGGACAAGUUCCCCAAGGCCGAACUGUUGGGGGCGACUGACUUUGUCAACCCCAAGGACUACGACAAGCCCAUCAGCCAGGUGCUGGCAGAGAUGACCAAUGGGGGGGUGGACUUCGCCUUGGAGUGUGUCGGCAGCGUGGAAGUGAUGAGAGCUGCUCUAGAGUCUUGUUGUAAUGCCUGGGGGACCUGUGUGAUCGUGGGGUACGUUCAGGAGAAAGACAUGACCUUGGCACCCUUAACCCUCCUGCUGGGCCGUACACUGAAGGGAACUUUCUUUGGGGGAUGGAAGAGUGUGGAGAGUGUGCCCAAGCUGGUCGAUGACUACAUGAACAAGAAGCUCAAGGUGGACGAGUUUGUGACCCACAACCUUCCCCUGGAAGAGAUUAAUGAGGGUUUUGACCUCAUGACAAGUGGGAAAAGCAUUCGAACGGUCAUCAAAAUGGCCUAAAAGAGGCAGGCUGAAGAGAGAUGGCUUCCCAAACCCACACCCUGACGGCUCCACCGUGACUGAAGCCAGAAGCAUGUACAUGAAGUCAAAUGGCAGUUCCGAUGACUAUGGCGCAAUAAGAAAGAGAAUUAUUAACAUAAAUACACAGACUUUGGACAACCUGUCCCGCUCUGGAUAAGAGUGUCUGCUAAAUGCCAUGUAAUGUAGUGGGUUGGAGCUCAGCAUCUGGCUUGUCUACAUAAUCUGUAAUGACCCCUGACAUUCUUACACUCUGGUAUUUCAGCGUUCAAAUGUGCUGAACGGGUCACUGCUGUGAGAUGGCUGCCCUCUAGUGUGCCACCCAAGACACUGCAAGCAGCACACUCCUUACAGAGCAUCUAAAUUAAGGUCACUGGGGAGCCACAUUCAUUUCAUCCCCAGUUUUGUAAUCCGUCCGUUUGCUUUGCCAAUUCGUACCCUCAGUUUCUGCAUUUAAAUAUUGUUUUCCAAUGGUGUCUAGGAUCGCUCUAUAUGUUCCUUUUGCUAAUGCCACCUACUGUUCAAGAGAAUACAACACAGUUGAUAUGUUCCUGAAAAUCUACCAUCCUGUAGGUUUUCAUUUUAACAUUACAUUGGCACACCUGAUUCUACUACUCGAUGGAACUUGAGAUUCCAGCAGCUCAAAGGAAUCUCUAGCUCACUGGUGCCCAAUCAUGUGUCAUGGAGAGCCAUGAUGUGUCAUGGAGGGCGGUGAACCAGAAACCCACCGAUGCCCCUGUACUGCACAUACUGUACCACCAACCAGUGGUUGUGGAAAAGGUAAUGACAGACAAUCAAUGUUUACACAGGAGAUUGAGCUGGACUGUCUCACAGAGGUCCGUCCAUUCAACUUCUCAUCCAACCCUCUGAGACGUUAUGGAAACAUAAAGCCCCCCAGGGCUGAACAGGGGAAGAAUUGUAGGAUACAUAGUCCCCUCAAUCUUAGGGGACCAAAACUAAUUGGACAAUUGGCUCUUCAAAUGUUUUCCGGACAGCUGGUUUGAAUUUCAUUGUUAGCUCAUGCACAAAAGAGCCUAUAAAAUGUCUACAGUUGAUUCUAGGAGUGCCAUCUGCAUUUGGAGUCUGUUGCUGUUGUCAUGAAGCGUGAGGACCAAAGAAUGGCAGUAAAGCAGGCCAUCAUUAGGCUGAAAAAUGAAGAACAAAUCAUUGACAUUGGCAAAAUAUUUGCCAGGUAAACAUCUACAUUGUUAAGAAGCAAGAAGGCACUGGUGAGCUCAGCAAUGACAAACAACCUGCUAGACCAUGGAAGACCAAUGUAGUGGACAUCAGAAGAAUAACCUCAGAGGGUUCACCACAUGAUGCAAGCGCCAGGCAAGCCUCAAGAAUAGAAUAGGUUACAGUUCACAAAAAUGUACAUUAAAAAAACCUAUGUUCUGGACAGAUGAGAUGAAGAUCAACCGGUACCAGAGUUAUUUAUGAUCCAAAGCAUACCCCCUCAUCUGUCAAGCGUGGUGGAGGUUAUGGCUUGAGCGUGUAUGGCAGCCACUGGAACUGGCUCACUUGUGUUCAUUGAUGAUGACACUGCUGACGGCAGCCGCAGGGUGAAUGCCGAAGUAUAUAGAAACAUCUUGUCUGCUCAGAUUCAUAUAAAUAUGAUGACUUUAUUUCAGUUUGUGUGCACUUUUGGUCCCCUAAAAGUGGGAGACCUAUGGGCUGUAAUUCCUACAUGGUUCACCCAAUAUGG